This is a messenger RNA of Myripristis murdjan (pinecone soldierfish), 3375 nucleotides long. RefSeq names its product interleukin-31 receptor subunit alpha-like. The coding region runs from base 268 to 2631 and encodes 787 amino acids. Lineage: Eukaryota; Metazoa; Chordata; Actinopteri; Holocentriformes; Holocentridae. The transcript has 16 exons. Gene Ontology annotation, molecular function: protein binding. The record is from RefSeq and is a predicted model, not a curated record.
CCUCUUCAACAGCCGGCUCUGCCUCCUAGUUGAGCAAUUCCUACCGAGUAUUUCAGUGUCUGGCCAAGUUCCUCUUAGUGGAAGUGUAGCACAGUGUAGUCUCUUGUCUCUGAAUAACGACAAAGUAAAGACCAACUUUAUACUUUCAAGUGCAAUCAACGCAGCUGGAGGUUUUAAAACUGCACUUAGACAUGGCCUACGUUUUGUAUGAGUACAUAGUAGGAUAUUAAUAGCCUACAUUGUGCUCUGGUCUUUUAGGAUAACGGAAUGCAUCCGCGUCGAGUCCUGUGUAUUCUUGUCCUGAUCAUCAAUACAGGCCGACAUGCGCAGACAUGCACCGUUUCCCCCACAGAUCAAUACUUUGAGAUGGGAUCGGAUAUUGAGAUGAUUUGCCAGAGUUCCUGCAGCCCCGGCAAAAUCUACUGGAAGCUGAACAAUGUUCGCGUUGAUGACAGCCUUUCAAAGACCUUCAACACCUCACAUACAAUCCUGCAACUGAAAAAUUUCUCUCAGCCCAGUGCUACAUUGCAGUGUAUUAGUUAUAGUACUAAUCAAAUCCUCGGAGGGACUACCAUCAAAACAUACUCAAAACCCAGUAAGAUAUCAUGCAUCUUGGAAGCUAUUGAUUCAUGGUAUCUACCAGAAGAGUUCAUUUGUAGCUGGGAACAUCCGAUGAAUUCCUCACUGAAAAUAAAUUACACCGUAAGCUCUCAAUGUCUCUCUUGUGUAGACAAAAACAAAAAAAUCUGCAACACAACCCUGACCUCAUGCAAAUUCAAUACCACUUCUUUACCAAAAAUCGGCCAUGAUACCUUUGUCACCGUGACAGCGGAAACUGCUGCUUGGGAGGCUCACUCAGACAUUUAUACAUUUCACUAUUAUCAAAUAUUGAAAAUGAAACCUCCAGAUAUAUCAGUAAAGGCACGCUUUACUGGUAAAAACCAUUUACUGGUAAAACUGGACCGAAAAGAUUAUGGCAAACGUCAUGUCAUUCAUUAUCAAGUCAAAUACAGCAAGGCUCAUAAUGGAACAAAAAAGCAGGUGAUUAAUGAGUCUAUUAAUCUCAAGGAAGAGACAGGAAACGUGACAAUCAAUGUAGAAUCCUGCAUUGACUAUACAGUGUCAGCACGCUGGGCUUUAGAAAAGGCCCCGUGGAGCAACUGGAGCGAGAACAAGAUUGUCCGGUCCAAGCUGAACAAGAGUGCCAUCAAAUUGGGCCUGUGGAGGAAGGUUGAUGAACCAGAGAUCAAUGGCAUUAGAAAAGUUCAUGCCAUGUGGACGGAGAUUCCACCAACAUGUGAAGGUGAAUUUCACUACACCCUUCACUCCACUCCCAUGGAUGAGAUGAAUUACACAGCAGCUUCUUGUGGCCCUUCAACUUGUGACACUGAUGUGAACCACAAUGCACACAGAAUCACUCUUACAGUCUUCCACAACGGAAACCUGCUGGCAAAUGAAUCCACUUACAUUCCAGCCAUUGGAGAAAGCCUCCCUCAGGUUGACAAGCUCCAUACCUCAACUCAUGAGGGCUAUAUCCUGGUUAGCUGGAAGGCUCCUAGUCAACCUGUCAGUGGCUACAUGAUCGACUGGACCCACAAUGGGAGCCAAUACUUCUGGAAGGAGAGCAAAUAUACUAACACAACCAUAUCCAAGCUAAUGGAUUUUACACCAUACAACAUUACAGUAACCCCACUCCUUGAUCACAAGACAGGGCUUGAAACACAAGCCUCUCAGAUCUGCUCCAAGCGAAAGGCUCCAGAAACCAUCACCUUCACUAACGUCGUAGCUAAGGACAAAAGUGCCCUUGUGAGCUGGACUAUGGAGCCAGAGCAGUGCAGUGAUGUAGUUGUCAACUUCACAGUCUUCUACAGGGCAGAUAAAGGACCACUGCUCAAUGCAACUGUUGACGGCACAAUACAAGAAGUCUUGUUGGAAGAUCUGGAACCAGAUACCCAAUAUGUCGUCUAUGUCACCGCCAUAGCUAUAACCGGGAAUACAAGUAGCUCUGAAAGAUAUUUUGAAACCAAAAAAUAUGAUCCCAGCCUCAUCGCAGCACUCAGUAUCUAUGGAAGCGUCGCUAUCUUUCUUGUGCUGUCUUUUGGAUUAUGCUGUGCUUUUCUGUGGAAGAAAUUCAGGGAUAAGAUGGUGCCCAAUCCUGGUCUCAGUUCUUUGGCAUUGUGGCUGUCCCAGAGCCAUCAAAAGAUUUUGCAACCAUUCAGCACUCCAUAUGAAAGCCACACCAUCAUUGAAACUGUUUACCCUUGUGAGCCGGACAGGACAACAACUGGCACUGGUGCACAAGCCACGGCCUUCAAUGAUAAUCUAAAUUCUAACCUGAUCAGUGAUCAAGCAGAGGAAAAGACUGACCUGGCCAGCUUUCCUACUCCAGUGUCCCAGGAGGAAAGGCCGGUCAAAAUGGUGGAGAGACCAUCCCCUCAAGAAAGCAUAGCCCUCCUGGCUUCAGAGAGCGGCCCUCGCAGCCCCUAUCGAAGCCAAAGCUCUGCGGAGAAUUCUGAACUCAACAGCCCUGAACAAUGCACACACCUGCUGGGACUGAAACAGCAGAUUAAGACUGCACCGGUAACUAUGUAUGUCUCUAUGGACAUGUUUGAACAGGGACAGGACAAAUGAACAACGUGGAAAAUAAGAGUAACCCUCCAACAACUGGAUGUGCCAGUCAGCUUUUAAGUUAAUCUGAAUAAUGUAGCAGUGGCUGAACAUUUCUCUAGUUAUGUUAGUGUAGCAUUAUCCUGAGGUGAGAGAUGGUUAUUGAAGAUGUGAUCAAGACAUCCCCAAUAACUUUGCUUCCAACAUUACCCCUUGCACAAGCUAAGUGACACAAUUAUCUAAGGUGUUUAUAUGACAGAGGUUGCACCCAACAAUUAAGAAAGGUGACAUUUUUGUGCGUGGUAAUGUCACAUUCAGCCUUUUAAUAACUAAAAUAAUGGAAGAGUCCAUUGCAUUUUCAUAUCAGCAAAUGUCAAUUUGACUAUUUUCUGCUGCUGAUUGAUAUAACAAAAUAGUGAUUAAACAAUUACCCUGUUCGUUAAAGCUUUUGAACACCGCUGUUCCACUUUAAAACCCAACACUUUUAUUAUACAGCAUAUCAUACAUCACUUGUCAGCUACUUGUCAUGUCAGAUUGACAUGACAGAUCCAUAGACCACUGUAUUCAUUUAGCAACACCUUUUGUUUUUAUUUCAUUCCAAUAAAAGAAUUGGUGAAUUUCUUUCUUAAUUAAGCACUGAUAACACCAUUGUUUCCGACACUGGUAACAUCCCUAUGACUGAUAUUUGUCCUAUGCAGGAUUCAAGUUUUUAAUGGCAUGUAAGUACACUGGCUGUGUUUUUAUGCUUUUGACAAUAAACUAAUGAAC